GCCAAUCAGAAAAAUUACAGAUAGUAUAUUUGAAGUGCGUUGCUGGGUAGACGACACAAAAAAACAACAGAAAUUUCGCAGCUUCACAUUUAACUUUGAGGUCGACGACGAGGCAGGUGCUCGAGGGACAGUUUGUACACUUGACAUAACGUCACUUUUUCGCGGAACAUUUUCUUCAAAACAAUGGCAACUGAGUGCGAAGCAUGGCUGAACGCUAACCCAGUUGAUGCUGACGACUUGAGCGACUCUUUCUUAUCUGGCGACGAGGACAAGGGCACGAUUAGAAGAAUCGACAACGAGAUAAACGGCAACUGGAUCUCGACCCCAACCCAAACAUCCGCCAGCCUCCAAGAGGCCCGGCUGAAGGCUAAAGCCAAGCGGCGACUGCGCAAGAACUCGUCCCGGGACUCCGGCCGCGGGGACUCGCUGAGCGACAACGGGGACGGUGUGCGAGGGGGUCACACGGCACCCCCCACCAGCCCCAAGAGCAAACUGCUGGACAGGAAAUCGCGCUUGGGCAAGGGAAGAGGACUUCCAAAGAAAGGUGGUGCUGGAGGUAAGGGAGUAUGGGGAACUCCAGGAGAGGUUUACGACGUGGAGGAGGUGGACGUGAAGGAUCCAAAUUACGACGAAGCUCAGGAAAACUGUUUUUACGAAACGCUCGUCCUUCCAUUGGACGAGGAAGACUUUGAGAAGACUGUUACGCCAAUCGUUCAGGAGUACUUUGAACACGGAGAUACAAAUGAAGUUGCAGAGAUGCUGCGGGAGUUGAACCUGGGCUCCAUGCGUAGCGGCGUGCCCAUGCUGGCCGUGUCGCUGGCGUUGGAGGCCAAGGCCAGCCAUCGGGAGCUGACGUCGCGGCUGCUCAGCGCCCUGUGCGGCAAGGUGCUGAGCCAACGCGACGUGGAGAGAUCCUUCGAUAAACUCCUCCGCGAGUUACCAGACCUGGUGCUGGACACGCCUGCUGCCCCGCAGCUUGUGGGUCAGUUCAUUGCCCGGGCAGUGGCAGACGACAUCUUGUCCAAAUCCUACAUCGAGAGCUACAAAGGGAAAGUGGAUUGUGAACAUGCCAGAUCGGCCUUGGAUCGUGCAGUCGUUCUCUUGAAAAUGAACAGAGGAGGGCUACGCAUCGAUAACCUGUGGGGCACUGGUGGUGGCCAAAGACCUGUCAAUCAGCUCAUCAAAGAGGUGAAUCUGCUGCUGAAGGAGUAUGUCCUGUCUGGGGACACACUGGAGGCCGAGCGCUGUCUGAAGGAGCUCGAAGUUCCUCAUUUUCAUCACGAGUUCGUCUACGAGGCCAUUGUCAUGGUGUUGGAAUCAAAGGGGGACAGAACAUUACAGAUGAUUCUGCGGCUUCUAAAGUUCUUAUGGAAGUCGACAGUUCUCACCGCAGACCAAAUGAGAAGGGGAUUUCAAAGGAUCUACAUGGACAUUGGGGAAAUCAACAUUGACGUUCCCUGUGCGUACUUGCUGCUGGAGCAGUUUGUCGACAAAAGUUUCAACGUCGGAAUAAUAGACAAAAGACUCAGGGAUCUGUGCCCAUGUCGAGGGAGGAAGCGUUUCAUGAGUGAAGGGGAUGGCGGACAUCUCAAAAUGGAAAUAUUAUACUGAGGAAGCUCUUCUCCCCAGUCGUUGCACUCCUCACCAGGUCAAUAAGAAAACAACUAAAGUUAGUUUCACGCAAAACCUUCAUAUUUUUGUCAUUUAGGUACAGACCCUUCUCCCUGUCAACUUAAGAAUGUAAAACUUUUGUAAAAAAAAAAAAAAAAUGACAGGUUUAAAAAAAACAUGGCACUUUUUUCUCAGACUGAAGGAGUUGAUAAUUUAGUACAGUAUGUAGUCACCUUGUUGUAAGGUGCUUGGAUAUAAGCUAACCCAGAAAGUGCCAGAACCUUGUAUUGACGGUCAUUCCAUGUUUUUUGUAUUCUUGAGUUCACUGCCACUCCUUUACUGUAGACCAGUGUUUGUAUGGUCAGAUUGUUUAAAAAACAAAAAGCUUUAUAUGCGGGGCAUGUUCUAAAGCAUUUUUUUUCUUUUCCUUGCCCCAAUGCUAUUUCUAUGCCAUUGCUUGACUUUAUUUUUUGUUUUUCUGUUUUACAAGCAUCCUUACUUAGUGGUGAAAACUAAGAUGGCACUGUAGAGCAAUGGAAAACAUGUAUAGUUUCACAGACGGGGGUGUGUGUGUGUGUCAAGAACGUUUAUUUUUGUAUUUCAUAACACUGGUGUGUGAAAAUGUACCAAAUAUUGCUCUGUGGUCUGUCUUACACUUCAUUAAAAACAUGUGGGGAACACCAUAACAGGUCA
This is a messenger RNA of Engraulis encrasicolus (European anchovy), 2304 nucleotides long. It is a transcript of the gene pdcd4b, whose product is annotated as programmed cell death 4b. Lineage: Eukaryota; Metazoa; Chordata; Actinopteri; Clupeiformes; Engraulidae. The transcript is spliced from 12 exons. Gene Ontology annotation, biological process: negative regulation of DNA-templated transcription. Gene Ontology annotation, cellular component: cytosol; nucleus. The record is from RefSeq and is a predicted model, not a curated record. Bases 184 to 1611 code for a protein of 475 amino acids.